Messenger RNA from Lasiosphaeria miniovina, 2081 nucleotides. RefSeq lists its product as uncharacterized. Gene Ontology annotation, cellular component: TTT Hsp90 cochaperone complex; nucleus; cytosol. NCBI's taxonomy places the organism in Eukaryota, Fungi, Ascomycota, Sordariomycetes, Sordariales, Lasiosphaeriaceae. The record is from RefSeq and is a predicted model, not a curated record. The coding region runs from base 188 to 2002 and encodes 604 amino acids. The transcript has 6 exons.
UGUAAAUACAGUGCUGGAUUACCUAAGGAUCACGACCGCAUAGAAUCUCUCUCUCACCCCAACCGUUUAUGCCAUACACUCUUAUGCGUGCCCGCAUUGAAAUCACGACUUUGGCUCAUGUCUCAUAAACAGACAACCAACGUAAGCCAGAAAUCCAGGUCGAGGUUUUCGUCAGAGAUAGGGAGGCAUGGCCUCGUCGCCCGGCAGUGCUGGUCCAAGCAGCAGCAGCGGCUGGUUCAGAUCGCUGCUCAACGCCGCGUCAAGCCUCGCCGCCGCCCAGCUGUCGACAGACGACGCUUGCGCCGAGCUGUCCCGACAUGUCCCUGAGCCGCUCACGCUUGCUGCGCUCCGGGCCGAGGCGUUGACGGCGGACCGCCGGUUGAUAUGCUUUCAGGACGAGAACAACAAGAACACCAAAAAGAACAGCAAGCAGACAGCAAGCACAACACGGCCGCUGCUCCUCGCCAUCCUCGCCUACCUCCGCUCCGGCAAUAUCACGGCCGGCACCAGCCAGGACGCCACAGCAGCGGCCGCCGGGGGCGAGCUAGCUCUUGCCGUAGCGCAGGCGAUUGCGCCCGUCGCGGCCGACGACGACAAGGAUGCCCGAAUCAAGGGCUUGGGUCUAGACAACCACGACCGCGCGCGGCUCUACGCCGACGCAGCGGCGCACUGCACCGCCGUUGGGCUGGCAGGACUGGCUAUCCUGCAAGCGCUCUCAGACCUACUCUCUGACAGCAGCAGCAGCAGCAGGUUCGACGACCAAGUCUUACUGACACUAGUAGCCUACGCCAGCGCCGAUGACGACGACAGCUGGUCGACAGCAGAGACGGCGGCGCGCGCGGGCGCCGUGCUCAGGGACCAGCUCGGCAGCAGCAGUAGCAGCAGGGAGCGGGAACAGUUCGCCGCCGAGGCCGUGCUGCAGCGCUACCUGCGGCCGCUGUUCUCCAAGUCCAAGCCGGCGUCGGUGACAGCGUCAGGCAGGAAGGUUGAGUAUGCCGCCGCCGGGGGCUCAGCGGUUGCUAGUAGCCUGGGCCCCGAGGGCGAGCCCCGCGACACGAAGCCGUGGAAGUACGUUGACUUCAGGGCCAUCCCGGCCGUGUGCUGGGUCAUCAACGAAGCAGAUGAACAAUUCAUCAGCAAGCAGUGGCCGCUCUACAUCCCGGUGCUGAUGACGCUGGUCGACGACUCGGCCACGAGCGUGCGGAGCCGCGGCCUCGUGGCGCUCGCCGCCUUCCUGCGCAAGCUCCCAGACCAGACCCUCCACGACACGGGGCUUAGCGCGGUGUUUGAGGAGGCCGUCUUCCCGACGCUGGCGUUCCUGCCCAGCCUGACGCCCGAGGACGAGUCGCUGCAGCUGCUGGGUCCCGCCUUUAGCGCCCUGCUCUGCCUCGCGGGCAAGCAGGUGCGGGAGCAGCAGCAGCAGAGACAAAGACCUACGGCCAAGGACGCCACCGGCGGAGGCGGCAAGAACAAGAUGCUCGACCGCAUCCUCCGCCAAGGCGUCUUCGCGGCCCACCUCCACGCCCAGGACCACGUGCGCAUCGUCGAGGUGCUCUGCCAGCAGACGGCGCUGAUCAUCGGCGAAAUGGGUAUUCACGCCGUCAAGCACCUCAAGGACCUCAUCCCACUGCUAUCGGGGAUAAUGACGGACCCGUUCGCGCCGGUAUCGCCCGCAACACUCUUGUCGGCCAUCCAGGCGCUCGAGGCGGUGCUAGCCAACUGCUGGCCGAAGAUCCCCGUCUCUCCGUGGGAAGACGAGAUCAUCACAGCUCUGGCGGUGUGCUGGCUGAACUGGAACGACGACGACACGCCAGGAGCAGCAGUAACAGCAAGAGGAGGCCAGGUUGAGCAGGAGCUCAUCAAGUUGGCCCAGGCGCUCGGCGCCGUGCUGGAGAGUGGGAGCAAAACGGAGACUAAUAGUCCAGCUGAUCUGUACGAGCGUGUGGCGCCGCUGGUGGCGAAGGAGCCGUCGCUAGACAGACUCUUUACACGCGUACGAUGAAUAAGUUCUGCUAAUAUUGCUAGUCAUGCCGUAGCUGAGAUGGCGUGCCGGGCGUGACAUCUACCACCCCCGACAGGGC